Bufo gargarizans (Asiatic toad) is the source of this 822-nucleotide messenger RNA. RefSeq lists its product as uncharacterized. Bases 1 to 822 code for a protein of 273 amino acids. The transcript has 4 exons. NCBI's taxonomy places the organism in Eukaryota, Metazoa, Chordata, Amphibia, Anura, Bufonidae. The record is from RefSeq and is a predicted model, not a curated record.
AUGCUCUCCACCAGAACGGACGAGGAGGAAUUUGGCAGUUGUAUUAUUGACAAUGAACUCCUCAUCCAGAUGGUGGAGGAUAGACCACCACUGUGGGACCACACGGACCGCCGCCAUGCUGACCAUCAUGCUACCCGGCUUCUCUGGCUUGAGAUAUGCAAAGUCUUAGUGCCUAAUUGGGACGACCUCAAUGAGAGUCAACGGGAGGAGUGCUGGACUACAAUCCUGGUGCGGUGGCGGUCAAUGAGGGACCGCUAUAAGAAGGACUACAACGAGGAGGUCAAGCGCCCGAGUGGUUUGAGAGCAAGCCAAAAGCGGCUGUACCGCACAUCUAGCAGUACGAGCCUCCUCGUGAAGUCCUUCCAGAGGCCGGAGCACAAGAGGCGGUCCCCGAAGAGCCGCCCACCGCGGGUCCCUUUACGUCCUACUCUAAAAGCUGUUCGGGACCUCAAUGUUCCCCUACCUGUGCCCUUUGGCGACUCAACAAUGGCCACAAUGGCACCACUUUUUGAGGCAUUGAUGCGUCGCCAGAGGACCGGUAGGAGCCGUCAGGCGGACUACAAGGAUCUCACAAGGCUCGUUUACGAGUCCUUGAUGGGAUUCACCAAUAGAGUUGCCGCUUUGGAGGACCAAGUGCGACGUCUGCAGGAGGGGGCGGUGCAUACGUCGCAAUUGGGUCCUGUGCAUCACUAUUGGUAUUCGUUACUCGCCGUGAUGGAACGAUUUACGCCCGACCAGUUGUUUGAGGCCCGAAGACAGGUGGACAGUGUCUUGUGCGAACUAUACUUGGUUCGCUCCACCAGCGAUGGGAGAUUACUUUAG